This is a messenger RNA of Guyanagaster necrorhizus, 1371 nucleotides long. Its product is annotated as MFS general substrate transporter. Bases 1 to 1371 code for a protein of 456 amino acids. Lineage: Eukaryota; Fungi; Basidiomycota; Agaricomycetes; Agaricales; Physalacriaceae. The transcript is spliced from 18 exons. The record is from RefSeq and is a predicted model, not a curated record. Gene Ontology annotation, biological process: transmembrane transport. Gene Ontology annotation, molecular function: transmembrane transporter activity. Gene Ontology annotation, cellular component: membrane.
AUGGCUUCAAAUGCUACCUUGGUAGGAUCCAUACCUGAAGUGAUUGACAGCGACAAGCAGAAAAAGUCAAUCUUUCAGCGUCUGGUGCCUUCGUCAUAUUCUGUGGAGAGACGUCUCUUGUUCAAAAUUGACGUGUCGGUCCUCAUAUUUGCUUCGCUGGGAUAUUUCAUCAAGAAUUUGGACCAAAGCAAUGUGUCCAGUGCAUACUUUGCUGGAAUGCGUGAAGACUUAUCAAUGUACGGGAACCAACUUGUGCACCUCUCCUCCUGCUGGGCUGCUGGUUAUGUUGUUGGCCAAGUGCCAUCGAACUUACUUCUCACAAGGGUGUCUCCCCGCUACGUCAUUCCUGUUCUCGAGCUCGCGUGGGGCCUAGCUACCCUAGGAACCUUUGCAGUGAAGAAUGUUCACCAACUCUUUGCUAUCAGAUUUCUAGUCGGUCUGUUUGAAAGCGGAUUCUAUCCCGGUAUGCACUUCAUUCUCGGUUCAUGGUAUACUCCCCGUGAGCUGGCCAAGAGAGCUGUUGCUUUCGGUAUCGCCGGUACAAUUGGAUCAGCGUCCUCUAGUUUCCUGCAAGUUGCCACCUACAAGACUUUGAACGGAGUACAUGGGCUGGCCGGGUGGCGAUGGUUGAUGAUUAUAGAUGCCUCCAUCACAUUCCCUAUUGCGCUUCUCGGAUUCUUUUGUCUUCCAGAUCUUCCUUACAAUGCGAAACCUACCAUCGUCCUCAAUCAGGACGACAUAGCUCUGGCGUGCGAUAGAAUGAGGGCUAUAGGUCGCAAGGAGACUGAACCGUGGUCACGAGAAAAGCUGCGUCGCAUCUUCAGCUCCUGGUAUAUCUGGAUCUUACCCAUUGAAUACGUUCUGUGUGCCAACGGUGGUAUCUCAUCACCCCUACAAUACUGGCUGAAGAGCUUCAACUCGCAUCCUCCGCCGGUUCCUGGGAAGCACUUUAGCGUCACCCAGAUUCAGCUACUCCCGCACCCGGCAACCGUAAUCGGCAUCAUCUGCGCCUUCACGUUUGCUUGCAUAAGUGAUGGCCCCUUAAAGGGGCGCAGAUAUCCGAUUGUUUAUUACAGCGCCAUGAUACACCUCAUUUUGAACACCGUUUGGCUUUCGAUGCCGUUAUACAAGAACAUUCCCGCUCAUUUCGCCUAUUUCUAUUUGACGGCAAUCAGCGGGCCUGCUGGGGCGCUGAUCCUGAACUGGAUCACCGAAAUCACUGGGGUGGAUACCGAACUCAGAGCACUCUGCAUAGCACUCUCGAAUGACCUUGCAACUGUGGUUGGAGCAAUUGCUCCCAAUUUUGUCUGGAAAACCACCGACUUUCCUCGGGCGGAAAAGGGUUAUCACUAUUCGCUUGGUAUGUCUUAG